GCGGGCGACGCGAUGCAGUCGCGCGCCGUGGAGACGCGCGUCUCGCUGCAGGUGGCGGAGGGCGCGCCCGUGGGCUCGCUGGUGGGCGCCAUCCCCACGCAGCCCGGCUUCACGUACCGCUUCAACGAGGCGCCGCGCGAGUUCACGCUGGACGCGCGCUCCGGCGCCAUCCGCACCGCCGCCGAGCUGGACCGCGAGGCGCUGCGCUCCGACCGCUACGACCUGGUCGUGCUGUCCAGCCAGCCCACCUACCCGAUCGAAGUGCGCGUCACCGUGCUCGACGUCAACGACAACGCGCCCGCCUUUCCCGAGCCCAGCAUCGCCGUGUCGUUCAGCGAGAGCGCGGCGCCGGGCACGCGCCUGCUGCUGGACGCCGCGUCGGACGCGGACGCGGGCGCCAACGGCGUCUCCGACGACUACCGCAUCGUGGCCGGCAACCGCGACGACAAGUUUCGCCUGGUGGUGACGGAGAGCCCGGCGGCCGCCGGCGAGCUGCCCUACACCUACCUCCACCUGGAGACGACGGCGCGCCUCGACCGGGAGCAGGUCGCCUGCUACCAGCUGAACGUGUCGGCGCGGGACGGCGGCGACCCGCCGCGCUUCGGCUUCCUGCUCGUCAACGUCACCGUGCUCGACGUCAACGACAACCCGCCCAUCUUCGACCACAGCGACUACACCGUCUCGCUCAACGAGAGCGCGCCGCCCGGCACGCACGUCCUGCAGGUGACGGCGACGGACAGCGACGUGGGCGACAACGCGCGCGUCGCCUACUACCUGUCGGACGGCGAGCGGCAGUUCGCGGUGGACGCGGAGACGGGCGACAUCACGACGGCCGAGCCGCUGCACUGCCCGCAGCAGUCGUGCGCCAGCGCGCGCCCGGGCGGCCUCGGCGGCUGCCCCAAGAGCUGCGUGUUCACCGUGUUCGCACGCGACCACGGCAGCCCGCGCCAGGACGGCCGCACCUACGUCACCGUCAACCUGCUCGACGCCAACGACCACGACCCGGUCAUCAAGUUCCGCUACUUCCCGUCCACGUCGGGCUUCGCGACCGUCGACGAGAACGCGGCCAACGGCUCGGUGGUGGCGGCCGUGUCGGUCGUGGACCAGGACGAGGGCCCGAACGGCGAGACGACGGUGGAGAUUCGCGCCGGCAACGAGCUGGGCCACUUCCGGCUCGACUGCACGCCCAGCUUCGACAUCGUGCGCGUGCACGGCGUGCUGGACCGCGAGCAGGUGAGCAAGUACAACCUGACGGUGGUGGCGGCCGACCGCGGCUCGCCGCCGCGCACGGCCACCGCCUUCCUCAUCGUGCGCGUCAACGACGUCAACGACCACGAGCCGGUGUUCGCCAAGAGCGAGUACUCGGCCGUGCUGAGCGAGCUGGCGCCCGCGGGCAGCUACGUGGCCAGCAUCGCCGCCGCCGACGAGGACUCGGGCGUGAACGCGCGCAUCUACUACGCGUUCGUGUCGGGCAACGAGCGCGGCUGGUUCGCCAUCGACGAGGACUCGGGCCUGGUGACGACGCGCGCGCCGCUGGACCGCGAGGCGCAGGACACGGCCGAGCUGCGCGUGUCGGCGCGCGACGGCGGGCCCAACCCCAAGUGGGCCUACACGCAGCUCAAGGUGGCCAUCCUCGACGAGAACGACGAGCGGCCCCGCUUCUCGCAGGAGCGCAUCGAGGUGAGCCUGCCGGAGAGCGCGCCCGCCGGCACGCUGGUGGCCAUGCUGACGGCCGAGGACCCCGACCAGGGCACGAACGGCUCGGUGGCGUACGAGCUGCCGCGGCCGCCGGACUACCCUGCCGCCUUCUCGCUGGACCCGCUCACCGGCCAGCUGACGACGCGGCGCGCCCUCGACCGCGAGCAGCGCGCGCGCUACGAGGUGCGCGUGGUGGCGCGCGACCGCGGCGUCGCGGCGCCCGCGCUCUCCGCCAGCGCCACCGUCGUGCUCACCGUGCUCGACGAGAACGACAACAGCCCCGCCUUCUACCCCGCCCACUACUUCGCCGCCGUGCCACACCACCUGCCCGCCGGCGCCACCCUCCUGCAGGUGUCGGCGAGCGACCGCGACGAGGGCGUCAAUGCCGAGCUACGCUUCGCGCUGGAGGCGGGAGACGCCGCGCUGUUCGCCGUCGAUCCGCGCUCCGGCGCCGUCACGCUGCGCGCGCCGCUGCCACUGCCCGAGGACGCCGGGGGCGGCGACGACGCCGGGGGCGGCGGCCCGGUGUGGCGGCUGCGCGUGUCGGCGCGCGACGGCGGCGGCCGGCGCGCAGACCCGGACGCCACGGUGGAGCUGGUGGCGAGCGCGCGCCUCGCCGUCCUGGAGUUCGACUCGGCCGCCGGCUACCACUUCGAGGUCGCCGAGGACGACGGCUCGGAGGCGGCGGCGGGGGCGGCGCCGGCGGCGGGCGGCCGCGUCGUGGGCCGCGUGCGCGUGGCGCGCGCCCACCAGGCCGGCGCCGCCGUCACGUACGCCGUCGUGGCGGGCGACCCCGAGGGCAGCUUCGCCGUGGACGCGGCGUCGGGCGUGCUGAGCACGCGCGGCCCGCUGGACCGCGAGCGCGUCGCGCGCUACAGCUUGCGCGUGCUGGCGCGCGCCGGGCCCGCCGCGGGGGAGGCCGUCGUCAACGUCACGGUGCUGGACGUGAACGACAACGCGCCCGAGUUCCCGGGCGCGCCGGCCGAGGUGCGGCUGGCGGAGAACGCGGCCGUGGGCCAGGAGGUGUGCCUGUGCCGCGCGCGCGACCGCGACGCGGCCGCCAACAGCCGGCUCGCCUACAGCCUGGCGCGCGACCCGGACGGCCAGUUCGGCGUGGGCGCCGCCAGCGGCGUCGUCUUCCUGCGGCGGCCGGUGCGCGCGCCGCCCGGCUCAGCGCUCUCCGUCGAGGUGGCCGCCACCGACGGCGGGCAGCCGCCGCGCACCGCGCGCCACGCCCUCUCCGUGCUCGUCGUCGACGUCAACGACCACACGCCCGUCUUCGACCACACGUCGUACGAGACGUCGCUGCUCGAGUCGACGCCCGUCAACGAGCGCUUCUUCGCGCUGGCCGCGUCCGACGCCGACCUGGGCGCCAACGGGCAGGUGCGCUACGCCAUCAGCGAGGGCGACGCCGCGGGCCGCUUCGGCGUCUUCCCCGACGGCUGGCUGUACGUGCGCAGCGCGCUCGACCGCGAGCAGCGCGACUACUACUCGCUGCUGGUGACCGCGUCCGACGGCGGCGACCCGCCGCGCUCGUCGCAGGUGCCCGUCACCGUGCACGUCGUCGACGAGAACGACAACGCGCCGCAGUUCGCCAACGCCACGUUCGAGUUCCGCGUGCGCGAGAACGAGCCGCCCGACUCGUUCGUGGGCAAGCUGUCGGCGUCGGACCGCGACGUGGGCCGCAACGCCGAGCUGACGUUCGCGCUGGCGGGCGGCGCCGACCAGCGCGACUUCACCGUCGACCCCAAGAACGGCUUCGUCAAGACGCUGCACGUGUUCGACCGCGAGCAGCUGGUGCGCGACACGGGCCAGAGCUACGUGGUGCUCGAGGCCACCGUCACCGACAACGGCGCGCCGCCUCUCGCCGACCGCGCCAAGGUGUACGUGCACGUCGCCGACGAGAACGACAACGCGCCGCGCUUCCUGCGCACGCCGUACCGCGUGCAGGUGUCCGAGGCCGCCGGCGUCGGCACCCAGGUGUUCCGCGUGUUCACGGCGGACGCGGACGAGGGCGCCAACGGGCAGGUGUGGUACUCGCUGGCCGGCGGCAACGAGGAGGGCCGCUUCGCGGUGGACGCGGCCACCGGCGUGGUGACGGUGGCGGCGCCGCUGGACCGCGAGCGCGCGCCCGCCUACCGGCUGCUGGUGGAGGCGCGCGACGCCGCCCCCGACGCGGCGCGCCGCCUCAGCGCCACCGCCGAGCUGGCCGUCGACGUGCUCGACGAGAACGACAACGCGCCGCGCUUCACGGCGCCGCUGCUGCCGCGCGUCUCCGUCGCCGAGACGACGCCCGUCGGCACCGAGCUGGCGCGCUUCGCCGCCGCCGACGCGGACGCGGGCGUCAACGCCGAGGUGAGCUUCUCGCUGGCGGGCGGCAACCGGCGCGACGCGUUCGGCGUGGACGCGGCCACGGGCGCGCUCUACCUGCACCGGCCGCUGGACUACGAGGAGCUGGCGGCGUACGCGCUCAACGUGACGGCGGCCGACGGCGGCAACCCGCGGCUCGCCACCACGCUGCUCUUCCGCGUCGACGUCGAGGACAGCAACGACAACCCGCCCGCCUUCCCCAACACGGCCAUCGUGCGCCAGAUCCGCGAGGGCAUUCCGCAGCGCACGCCCAUCGUCACGGUGGCCGCCGAGGACCCCGACUCGGGCGCCAACGGCGAGGUGGAGUACCGCAUCGGCGCGCAGGAGCCGCCGGGGCCGGCGCAUUUCGGCAUCGACCCGGCCACCGGCGUCAUCCACACGCUGCUGCCCGUCGACCGCGAGGCCGUCGACACCUUCCGGCUGACCGUGGUCGCGACGGACCGCGCGCGGCCCGAGUCGGCGCGCCUCUCGGCCGAGAAGCUCGUCACCGUCAUCGUCGAGGACGUGAACGACAACGCGCCGCAGUUCGUGUCGAUGAACGCGGCCGUGCUGCCGCCGGCGGCGCGCCUGCCGCCCGGCGACGACGUGCUGGUGGCGGUGGUGCGCGCGCGCGACCUCGACUCGGGCACCAACGGGCUCGUCACGUACGACCUGGUGAGCGCCGAGCCGGCCGCCGGCGGCGACCACUUCCGGCUGGACCGCAACACGGGCGCGCUGACGGUGCGCCGCGGCGCGCCGCUGCCCGAGCCGCGCUACCACCUGGCCGUCAAGGCGAGCGACGAGGCGGUGCAGGCGGAGCGCAAGUCCAGCGACGCCUACCUCACCGUGCUGGCGGCGCCGCCGGCCGGGCCGGGCGCCGGCGCGCCGCGCUUCCAGCCGGCGGCCGACGCGGGCGGCAGCGUGUACGAGAACGAGCCGGCGGGCGCGAGCGUGCUGCGCGUGCGCGCCGCCGUGCCGGGCGCGCCCGCCGCCCAGAUCGAGUACUACGUGACCAACGUGACGUGGGCGGGCGGCGCGCGCCGCCAGGCGGACCGCCUCUUCGACGUGGACGCGCGCCUCGGCGUGCUGAGCACGGCCGCGCCACUGGACCGCGAGGCGGGCCCGCCCCGCUACCUCGUCACCGUCGUCGCCGUCGUCGUGGCCGGCGCGCCGCCCGCGCUCGCCACCGCCACGCUGCAGGUGGAGGUGCUGGACCGCAACGACAGCCCGCCGGCGCUGUCGCCGUCGUCGCCGCGCGAGCUGUCCGUGUCGGAGGAGCUGCCGCCGGGCCCCGCGCCGCUCGCCGUGCUCACCGCCAGCGACCCCGACCUGGAGGGCGAGCUGCGCUUCUCGCUGCUGCCGCCGCCCGCCGCCGCUCCAGCCGCCGCCGCCGCCGCCGACCGCUUCGCGCUGGACGCGCGCUCCGGCGCCCUGACGCUGCGCGCGCCGCUGGACCGCGAGGCCGCCGACGAGUACGUGCUGGUGGUGCGGCUCUCCGACGGCGUCCAGCACUCCGACACCGCCAUCACCGUCCGCGUGACGGACACCAACGACAACCCGCCCGUCUUCCCCGAGCCGGCCUACUCGUUCGACAUGGCGGAGAACACGGCGCGGGGCGCGCGCGUCGGCGAGGUGUGCGCCAGGGACCUCGACCAGGGCGUCAACGGCCACAUCAGCUACAGCGUCGUCUCCGACUGGGCCAACGACGUCUUCUCGCUGCACCCGCAGACCGGCGUCUUCACGCUCACCGCCAGGCUCGACUACGAGGAGGUGGCGCACUACAUCUUCGUGGUGCAGGCACAGGACUCGGGGCGGCCACCGCUCAGCUCUACAGUGAGUGUCUACUUCAACGUACUCGACCUCAACGACAAUGCGCCGCUGUUCGACCCAAUGAGCUACAGCAACGAGGUCUUCGAGAACAUCACCGUCGGCUCGCCUGUACUCACUGUCAGCGCCACUGACCUCGACUCUGGCGAGAACGGCCACAUCGAGUACAGCAUCAGCGCGGGCGACGAGGCCGGCGACUUCUCCAUCACGGCCAACGGGACGCUGGUGACGGCGCGCGCGCUGGACCGCGAGGCGCGGCCGCUCUACAACCUGCUGGUGACGGCGCGCGACCGCGGGCAGCCGCCGCUCUCCUCCACAGUGCAGGUGACGGUGGUGCUCAAGGACGUGAACGACGCGGCGCCCGAGUUCAUCUCGCCGGGCGAGGUGUCGGUGGCCGAGAACACGCCCGCCGGCACGGUCGUGCUGGCCGUCAAGGCGGUCGACCGCGACGAGGGCCGCAACGGCUACGUCGAGUACUCGCUCGUCGCCGGCCCGGAAGGCGACGGGGGCGGCGCGGCGCGCCUCUUCUCCGUCGGCGCCACCGACGGCCUGGUGCGCGUGACGGGCCGGCUGGACCGCGAGACGCGCGCCCUCUACGAGCUGUGGGUGGAGGCGCGCGACCGCGGGCAGCCGCCGCUAGCGACGCGUGCGCAGCUGCGCGUGCGCGUGCUCGACGAGAACGACAACAGCCCCGUGUUCGACCCCCGGCAGUACAGCGCCUCCGUCGCCGAGAACGCCUCCAUCGGCGCCAGCGUGCUCCAGGUGUCGGCGACCGACGUGGACGAGGGCGGCAACGGCGUGGUGCGCUACGCGAUCGUGGCGGGCGACGAGAACCGCGACUUCAGCAUCGCCGAGGACACGGGCGUGGUGCGCGUCGCCAGCAACCUCAACUUCGAGCGCGCGCCGCGCUACGUGCUGCGGGUGCGCGCCACCGACAGCGGCCGGCCGGCGCGCCACGACGCCGCCACCGUCUCCGUCGCCGUGCGCGACAUCAACGACAACCCGCCCGUCUUCCUCGACUCGCCCUACCUCGCCUACGUCAUGGAGAACGUGGUGCCGCCGGCGGGCGGCGGCUACGUGGUGACGGUGCGCGCCCACGACGCCGACUCGCCGCCGCAGAACGCGCAGGUGCGCUACUUCCUCAAGGAGGGCGACGCCGACGUCUUCCGCGUGAACGCCACGUCUGGCGAGGUGCGCGUGCUGCGGCCCCUGGACCGCGAGGCGCGCGCCACCUACCUGCUCACGCUCGUCGCCAUGGACACCGGCACGCCUCCGCUGACGGGGACGGGCACGGUGCGCGUCGAGGUGCAGGACGUCAACGACCACGCGCCGGAGUUCGCGCGCCAGGCGUACGAGGCGAGCGUCUGCGAGAACCUGCCGGCGGGCGCGGCCGUGCUGCGGGCCGCCGCCACCGACCGCGACGAGGGAGACAACGCGCGCCUGCGCUACUCGCUGCUGGGCGAGCGCGCGCACCGCUUCUCCGUCGACCCAGACACGGGCGAGCUGACGACGGCAGAGCCGCUGGACCGCGAGGAGACGGCUUCGUACCAGCUGACGCUGGUGGCGCAGGACGGUAGCGCCACCGAGCCGCGCGCCGCAGCCGUCAACGUCAGCGUCGUCGUCGCCGACGCCAACGACAACCCGCCGCGCUUCUCGGCGCCGCGCUACACCGUCUACGUGCCCGACUCCACAGCGGCAGGGGAUUUCGUGUUCGGCGCCGAGGCGGAAGACGCGGACGCGGGCGCCAACGGACAGGUGCGCUUCUCGCUGUCGGUGUCUGCGGGGGCGGCGCUGCUGGCGGUGGAGGCGGCGACGGGCGUGGUGCGCGCGGCGGCCUCGCUGCCCCCCUCCGCAGAGGUACGCGCCACCAUCACGGCGACGGACGGCGGCCGCGAGCCGCGCAGCGCCACGGCCGAGCUAGUGGUGCGCACUCGCGCCAGCGCCCUCUUCCCGGCGCUGUCGCUGGCGCCAGCGCAGGCGCGCGUCGCCUUGGCCGAGGACGCGCCCGCCGGGCAGCCCGUGGCGCGCCUCGCCGCCUCCUCCCCCAAAGCGGGGCCCGCCGCUGCCAUCUCCUACGCCGUCGCCGGCGGCAACUUCGGGGGCGCGCUGCGCGUCGACUCCUCCUCCGGGGAGGUGGUGGUGGCAGGUGGCGGACUGGACUACGAGACGGCGGCCAGCUUUUCGGUGUGGCUGGAGGCACGUGAUAACGACUCUCCACCGCUGCGGUCGGUGGUGCGGCUGGAUGUGACUGUGCGGGAUGCCAACGACAAUGCACCUGUGCUGGAGCGCGCCGUCUACAAUGCCGAAGUACCUGAGGAGCGGCCGCCACCUGUGCUGGUUUGCCGUGUGCACGCCGACGAUGCUGACACCGGUGUCAAUGGAGAGGUGUCAUACCGGCUGCGGCCGACAGAGUCGUCGGCACUCUUCUCGGUGGACGCAGUGACUGGAGAGGUGUGGACGCGGGCACGGCUGGACCGGGAGCAGGCAGGAUCACACCGGCUGCUCGUGGAGGCAGUGGACGGUGGGUCACCUUCACUGUCGGGCACUGCCACGGUGCUGGUCGCCGUGCGUGACGAGAAUGACAACCCGCCUCGCUUCACGCGCCUCUUCAGCGUCAACGUCACCGAGAACGCCGAACUGGGAUCCUUCGUCAUUCGCGUCACCUCUUCCGACCGGGACGUGGGUGAAAACGCUAAUGCUUCCUACAGCUUUGCUGACAACCCGGGCGAGCGGUUUGCCAUCGACCCGGUGACCGGCAACGUCACAGUGGCAGGGCUGCUGGACCGCGAGGCACAGGACGAGUACCUGCUCAAGGUGGCAGCAGUGGACGGAUCGUGGCGUGCUGAGACACCGCUCACCGUCACCGUCCAGGACCAGAAUGACAACGCACCUGAGUUCGAGCACUCUUACUACAGCUUCAGUGUACCAGAGACGAUGACUGGGAGCAGCUCUGAGGGCGACAUCGGGAGUGAAGUGGGAGCAUCAGGGCAGGGGCAGCAGCAGCGGCGGCAGUCGGAGGCAGUAUUCGUGGGGCGUGUGGUGGCCACAGACCGUGACAAGCAGGGCCCCAACUCUGUUAUCUCGUACGCGCUCCAGCAACCCUCCGAUUUAUUCACCGUCGAUCCGGCAAGUGGCGACAUCUUCUCCAAGCGGCGGCUGCGCUACAAGCACAGUGCCUCAAUGGACCGCUCACCCGAGAACCAGUACUCCUUCACUGUCACUGCCACCGACAAUGGCAAGCCACCCAUGUCCUCGGAGUGUCUCGUCACAGUUGACGUUGUCGAUGCCAAUAACAAUUCGCCUGAGUUUGAGACAGAUACCUACUUCUCACCUGUGCCAGAGAAGGCUUCUGUGGGUCUGCGAAUCAUUAAGGUGACAGCACACGAUGACCUAGAUGUGGGUGUGAACGCCGAGGUGGAGUACGUGAAGACAGGUGCGGGCAACGGCUCUCAGUUCUUCCAGGUGGCACGUGACACAGGCUGGAUCUCUGUGGCACGGGCCCCAGGCAGUGCCGGUGUGACAUACUUGCUGGGGGUGCAGGCGCGUGAUCAUGGCGUCCCGCCAAGACACGCUGAUGUCACUGUCACCCUGGUGGUCACCCCAGACAACCACCACAGCCCUGUCUUCAACACGCUUAGCUACCAGGUCAUAGUCCCUGAGAACGAGCCUGUGGGCUCGACCAUCGUGACGCUGUCGGCGACAGAUGGUGACGAGGGCCCAAACGGGAUGGUGCGCUACACUAUCUCCAGUGGGAGCGAGUGCGAGGAGUUUGCUGUGAGCGCAGAGACGGGAGCAGUCACCAUCCGCCAGCCGCUCGACUAUGACUUGGUGCCCGAGUACCACCUCAACAUAACCGCCAGCGACCUUGCCUUUGAACCGCGCCAUGCCACUGCCACGCUGAGGGUGACUCUGACGGACGUGAAUGACAAUGCACCAUCGUUCGAGCACGCCGAGUACUCGGCAUCAGUGCGUGAGAAUGCGCCAGCGGGCACGGCAGUGUUCACACUGCUCGCACAUGACGCCGACUCGGCACGCUAUGCUGUCGUGCGCUACUCCGUAGUGGGUGGUUCGGGACGCGACGCCUUCCGUUUGGACCCAGAUACGGGCGUGCUCUACUCCCGCCGACCCUUCGACUACGAGCAGACCCAGCUGUACACACUCGACGUGCUUGCCACUAAUCCUGACUCACCCAUGUAUGGCUCCACCGAGGUGGUGGUGCACGUGACGGGGGAAAACGAGUUCUACCCACACUUCGUGCAACCCGUAUUCCACCUGGACGUCUCCGAGUCUGCUGAAGUGGGCACAAGUGUCGGCACCGUGCGUGCCACAGAUGAGGAUGCAGGCGAUGACGGGCACGUCUUCUACUUGUUCGUGGGCGCCAGCAAUGACCGAGGCUUCAGCAUCGUUGCCACAACGGGUGAAAUCCGAGUGGCGCGCCGCCUCGACCGUGAGACACAGAGCCGUGCCGUCCUCACUGUGCUGGCCAAGAACCGUGGCUCCAUCCGUGGCAAUGACACUGAUGAGGCCCAGGUGAUCAUCUCCAUCCAGGAUGGCAACGACCCGCCGGAAUUCGAGAGAGAAGUGUACGAAGCGGAGGUGUCGGAAGGGGCGGCGCCAGGUGCCCUGGUGGCCACUGUGCGUGCCACUGAUAGUGAUGUGCGGCCUCACAACAACCACUUCUCCUACUCGAUCAUCGCUGGCAACGCUCAGCAUGCCUUCAAGGUGGACCCGGCGACAGGCGUAGUGGAGACCACGUCGCGGCUGGACCGCGAGGUGACACCGGCGUACGCACUGGUCCUGGGAGCCAUCGACACGGGCACACCACCACAGACGGGCACUGCGACUUUGCGUGUGCAGGUCACCGAUAUAAACGACAACGGACCACAACUGGCCGCUGAUGCAUCACGAGGUUACGUGUCUGAAAACGAACCUGCGGGUACGUCCGUAAUGACGCUGACUGCUACCGACCCCGACCUGCCACCCAACGGAGCGCCCUUCGCCUACAGUGUGGUGGGUGGCCGCCACCGUGACCUCGUCUCUGUCGAGCGUCACUCGGGGCUCGUCCGUACGACACGUCCACUGGACCGGGAGGUCACACCGGAACUUGACAUAAUUGUGGAGGUGGAGGACAGCGGGGAGCCAACGAUGCGGUCGCAGUUACCGGUGACAGUGGUCGUGCUAGACCAGAACGACAGCCCAUCUACACCACGCGCUGUCCACGUGCUCGUCUAUGCCUUCGAGGGGCAGUUGCCACACGGAAAGAUUGCCGACGUGCGUCCCAACGACGCAGACACCACGGGUGACUACCACUGCGAGGUACAGUCUGGUGGUGGCGGACUUAGCAUCCCAGCAGGCACUUGCGAGCUGCACGCCCUGCCCUCACUGUCGCAGUCAUUGACCACCGGAACGGGGGCGGGCCGUGGUCUGGCACUGGCCGUGACUGGCAAUGACGGCGUGCACGCUGACGUCGUGUCAGCCGUCACAGUGGAACUGGCCACCUUCGACGAGGAGGCCGUGGCAAAUGCGGUGUCACUGCGUGCUGAAAACACAACAGCGGAGCGCUUCCUGGCGGCUCACUACAAGGCGGCUGUUGAUGCACUGCGUGCUGCUUUUCCUGCGCCUGCCGAUGCACCGCUGCUCUUCGGCCUGCAGCAGGUCGACGCAGGGCUCGAGAUGGCCGUCGCCGUGCGCUCCCAGCAGGGCUACCGUGACAGAGCCACAGUGACGGAGGCGCUGUCGCGGGCUGCACCGCUACUGCCGGCCCUGUCUGUGGCGUACAGUGCAUGCCGGCAGCGUGCACCCUGCCAGAAUGGUGCCUCCUGUUCUGAGGCACUGCGCGUCCGCCCCAACCGCACCCUCGUCUGGGACAGCCGCACUCUUGUCUUUGCCACACCAGCUGUCAUCCUCGAGGUGGACUGCCGUUGCACCGAGGGCUUCGCGGGGGAGCGCUGUGACCGGCGGCAGGACCCGUGCUCGCCUAGUCCCUGCCUCGCUGGAGGCACCUGUCACCGUGGCGCACGCCUUGGCGACUUCUCCUGCUCCUGCCCACCGCUCAGGGAGGGCCGCCUGUGCGAGCUGGAACGUGGAGCGGUGUGCGGCACGCGGCCCUGCCUGCAUGGCGGAUCGUGCCGUGAGAGUGCAGACGGAGCCAGCUUCUUCUGCCUGUGCCGGCCUGGGUUCCGUGGCAACCGCUGCGAAGCAGCAGCUGACUCGUGCCGUCCCAACCCGUGCGCUCACGGUGGUGUCUGCAUCGCGCUGCCACCACCACCUGCUCUCGGGUACCGCUGCUCUUGCCCUGACGGACGCUUCGGACGCCACUGCGAGGGCUCAGCAUUUGGGUUCGGAGAACUCGCGUUUGCUGCCUUCCCGUCGCUCGACGCCACAACCAACGACGUGUCGGUGGUGUUCGCCACUGCCAAGCCCGAUGCACUGCUUGUGUACAACUACGGUGCGCAGACAGGUGGGCGCUCGGACUUUGUCUCGCUGGAGCUAGUGGCCGGGCGCGCCACCUUCUCGUACGGUGGCGCACGUACUGCCAUCGCCACAGUGCAGGCGGGCGGCGAGCUGGCGGAUGGCCGCUGGCACCGCAUCACAGCGACACGCAAUGGCCGUGUGUUGUCGCUUAGUGUGGCCUCUUGUGGCGAAGAUGGCGACGCCUGCCGAGACUGCAGUCCAGGUGAUCGCUCCUGCUCGGCCGACGAAUUUGGCCCAACUGGGACACUCAACUUCGACGGCUCUCCAAUGCUGGUGGGCGGCCUACCGUCCGUGGAGGCGGUGCUAGAGCGCCCAGGGCAGGUGCACUCAGACGAACUGGUGGGCUGCGUGCACAGUGUGACAGUGAAUGGCCGCGCACUCAACCUGAGCAGCCCGCUGCGUGCACGUGCCGUCGCUCCCACCUGCUCGCGCCCACGGCUCUCGCCUUGUGACUCGCUCGGAGCUGAUGGUGCCGAUCGUGACCGGUGCGGUCCUGCGGGGAGGUGUGCAGAGGGGUGGCCGUCGCGGCGCUGUGAAUGCCACACGGGCUCUGUCGGCUCCUCUCCCGAGUGGGUGCUGGCGCCUGACUGUGGCCCCGCACUGGCACCAGUGUCGCUAGCCGCAGGUGCGCGGCUGGAUCUCCCGCCGGGAGAGCGCCACCGCCGGCUGCAGCUGCUGGACACACUAUAUCGCGGGACGACGCGCUGGCGCCGCCCACCUGCGCCCGCACCCUCUGCAGAGCAGCACCGCCUGACGGACAGGGCCGUCGCCUUCGCAUUCCGCACGCUGCGUGCAGAUGCCGCACUCUUCUUUGCGGCCUCCAACUCCGACUACACCUCGAUAGAGUUGCGUGGUGGGCAGCUGGUGUACGUAUCCCGGCUGGGAGGUGCGCCGGCUGUGAACACGAGUGCCGCAGGCCCUCUGCUGUCGGAUGGUGCAUGGCACCAUGUGCGGCUGUGCGCACAGCGGCGCGCGCUCUCACUGCAACUGGAUGGGGCGCGGGCGGGCGACGAGCUUGACGUGGCCGGGGUGCACGACUUCCUGGACCCCGAUCUGACUGCACUCUCAUUAGGCGGUGCACCGCCACACCUGCUGCCUGGAGCCCCAGAUUUUGAGGGCUGCCUGGCCAACUUCACCAUCAAUGACGAGCUGCAGCCACUUAACGGCUCAGGGAGCAUCCUGCCUGAUGUUGUGUGGCAUGGUGCCAUUACACCCGGCUGCACGGGACCUGCCGGCCUCGCCACCACCGCCACUCCCGACCCACUCAGCAUCGGCAUCACGCUCGUCAUCGUGUUCUUCGUUGUACUGCUCGUCGCUAUUCUCGUCAGCUUUGUUGUGUUCCGGCUUCGGCGCCAGAAAAAGGAGAAAGGUGGUGGUGUGAGUGGUGGUGGCAUUGUGGGCAAACAGAAUGGCGGUGCAACUUUAGUAUCGGGAGGUGGUGGACCCGGGGGAGGGGGUAACGAUGGCAGUGGUGGUGGAUGUGGUGUGCUAGGUGGACGUGGAUUGACUGCAGCGGAAACUGCUGCCUUUCUUGGUGAAACGGGUGAAGUGCUUAGGCCACAUCACCUCGUCGGACCUGAGCUUAUUGCCAAGAAAUACAAGGAACGUGAGAUCGUGGCACAGCGUCCAGAUAUUAUCGAGCGUGAAGUAGUGGGGAAGCCCCUGCAGCCACCGCUGCAGCCGCCACAGCUGAGCGCCCCGUCCUCCGCACCCGCACCCCAGCCCACAUCAGCAUCGGUCGGGCCCAACGAUCCCGACCUGCCCGAGCACUACGACCUAGAGAAUGCGAGUUCCAUCGCUCCGUCCGAUAUAGACAUAGUGUACCACUACAAAGGGUACCGUGAAGGUGGAAAUGUCAGAAAAUAUCGGGCCACACCUCCUCCAGGGGUGGGCUACCACCACAAACACUCUGCCAGCGGGGAGCGCGGCGCGCAGCAGCAGCAGCACCGGCACUCGCCCCGCGGCGGUUUCGCACCGCCGCAGAGGGACUCCCCGCGCCAGGCGGCUCCCCCGCCCCCAGCUGACAGCUCACCCGGCGCACCGGGGCCGGGGCCAGGGCCGGGGCCGGGCUCCGUGGCGGCUGGCUCGGGAGCGGGUGGAGGUCCCGUACUCCAGAGCACACCAUUAGCUCGCCUUAGCCCAUCCUCUGAGCUGUCGGCUCAGCAGGCACCAAGAAUCCUGACUCUGCAGGACAUAAGUGGGAAGCCCCUGCAGUCCGCCUUGCUCGCAACAACAUCUUCGUCCGGAGGUGUCGGCAAGGACGUGCUGCACUCCAACAGUGAGCGCUCACUCAACAGUCCCGUGAUGAGCCAGCUCUCUGGGCAGAGCUCGUCUGCCAGUCGCAAGGUUUCAGCAGUGGUCGGAGGCAGCGGAGUUGUCGGGACAGGUGCCGGCUCAGUAGGAUCUGGGGCAGUCGUGUCCAGUGGAGGUCCUGUGCCGGAGGUUGGGCUCACAGCCGAAGAAAUCGAACGCCUCAAUUCCCGACCUCGUACCUCCAGCUUGGUGUCAACGUUAGAUGCCGUUUCGAGCUCCAGUGAAGCUGCCCGAGGGCCAUCAGGACCUGGGGGAGUUGGUGGGGCCACACCUCUUCAUCGGAAAGAGCCACUUCAUCUGCACCACGGAGUGGCCGGGGCUGUGAAUGGUGGAGGAGGUCCCGGUGUAGUGGGAUCCCCCACCCAGCACGGGUGCAACACUGACGACAAUGCCAGCUCUACGACGACGGAUGAGAGCGGCAAUGACUCGUUCACUUGUUCAGAGUUUGAGUACGACAAUACAAAUGAUAAGACACGAGGAGCAGGAGAGGUUUCAGCAACUGGUGCAGAUCAGGGUAAACCGCCACUGCCGCCAGUGCCUCCUGCGUCUUACGACGGUUUCGACUCAUCCUUCCGAGGUUCGCUGAGUACCUUGGUAGCGUCUGAUGAUGACCUGUCGACUCAUGUCGGUGCAUCUCUGUACAGAGCACACAAUGGGUCUCCUUCGUCAUCGGCUGCGGCACUCGGCUGGGACUAUUUGCUCAACUGGGGUCCCAAUUUUGAAAGUCUAGUGGGUGUUUUCAAGGAUAUUGCUGAACUGCCAGACUCUGUAAACUCGCGAGUGGCCGCAUCACUGCGAUUGCCGAACAGUGCACCCAAGCCGUCCGAAGAAUAUGUCUGACAGCUAUGACAUUGUCUUUUUUUGGCUGUGCAAAAGGGGCAAUGAGACAUUUUAUUCUUGCGCCGAACUGCAGACAGUGAUUAUGUGUUUACUUGCAGGUGAUGAAGAGAACGUCUGACUUUCUGGUAAACUGUUUCUGUUUUGUACAUGAGGAAGUUUUCCUGUACUUUCUCAGAACAAUGACACUUAUCCAGAAUAUUUCAGACAGUACGUUUCAGAUGUUGCAUACUGUGAUAUUUUAAGUGAAUAGUGCAAGAGACUUUUCUGUGCACAAUGGAGUUACAACUCUCAGGUCAAUUUGUGUCCCCAUAAGGCAGCCUUGCGUCAAGUUACAAGCACACCUCAUUUUGUUGCAGUGCUGCAUUCUGCAUAUUGAAUGAGGGCAGUUCCCAUGUAAAUGGUCCAUAACAUUAAAUGCAUGUUGUAAAUGCACCCCAAACCUUAGAAAUGUACAAGCAGAUUCACGAAAAGAAACUGCAGACUGUAAAUAAUUGUAAAUGUUCAUACCUCUUGUGCCAUUGUGUCCUGUGUCACCCUGUGCUUCUGGCUAUGUUAUAGUAUUUACUCAAAAGUUUUUGAAACUUCGUUUUUCAUCAUCCUUGCUUGGUUUAUUUACCAUACCUGUGACUGGAACAAUAUAAACAUCCCUUUAAAUUUGUUUUACUGUAUAAUUAAGGACCGUUUAUUUUUCACUCCCUCUUUUUUCUCUUAUCGAGAAUACUGUUAUUCAUUUGCAGAUUCACAGUUAGUGGCACAGAACAGUAUAUUUCCACUUUCAGGCAACUAUUUUGUGGGGAAAAUUGCCCACUAGGUGUGCUCAAUUUUGUAUGUCCAUUAAACAGUAUGGUACAAAACGAAAUAUUGCCAAUUUUAUGAUGUACUAUAUAAUUAUAAAAAAACGUAUAAUGGCAGUACCCCAUGCUACUUUUACUUGUAAAUAUUAUUUGUAUUUUUAUAUUGUCAAUGUCUGUUUAUUUGUAUGAAAAUUGUGAAGUUGUACAUUUGUAUGUAAUAUUCAGUAACUCACUGUGCUUAGCCAAAAGAGGUAGUGCCAAAUGUUUUGCCUGUGUGAAUGAGUGUUUAAAUUUGAGUGUUGUAAUGCGAGAGAUGUGAAAUAAUAAACAACGGAAGAUGACACAAAUUUC
Messenger RNA from Schistocerca gregaria, 16646 nucleotides. It is a transcript of the gene ft, whose product is annotated as cadherin-related tumor suppressor. The record is from RefSeq and is a predicted model, not a curated record. Gene Ontology annotation, molecular function: calcium ion binding. Gene Ontology annotation, biological process: homophilic cell-cell adhesion. Gene Ontology annotation, cellular component: plasma membrane. NCBI's taxonomy places the organism in Eukaryota, Metazoa, Arthropoda, Insecta, Orthoptera, Acrididae.